Messenger RNA from Acanthosepion pharaonis, 681 nucleotides. The record is from the annotation of a GenBank genome assembly. Lineage: Eukaryota; Metazoa; Mollusca; Cephalopoda; Sepiida; Sepiidae.
AUGUUACAAAUCGAUGUUACAAAUCGAUGUUACAAAUCCUUUUCGUGCCAUUACCAUAUCGUUCCAACUUUUCUUUUUUUCUUUUUCUUGUUACAGACUUUAAAUUGUGCUUUUUUCUCAUUUUUCUAUCUCACGUUCCCACACACACACUCUCUCUCUCUCUCUCUCUCUCUCUCUCUCUCUCUCUCUCUCUCUCUCUCUCUCUCUCUCUCUCUCUGUGUAUCUAUCUAUCUAUCUAUAAGCCCUUUCAUAUAUAUCUAUCUAUCUAUCAAUUUUUCUAUCAGUCUUUUUAUACCUAUCUAUCUAUUACUGCUUUCAUAUCUAUCACUGUUUUCAUAUCAAUGUUUUCAUAUCUAUCUAUCAAUUUUUUCUAUCACUAUUUUCAUAUCUAUCUAUCUAAUUUAUCACUCAUUUCAUAUCAAUUCAUCUAUCACUUUUUCAUGUCUUUUCAUUUAUCUAUCUAUCUAUUACUCAUUUCAUAUCAAUUUAUCACUCUUUUCAUGUCUUUUUAUCUAUCUAUCUCUCUCUCUCUAUCUAUCUAUCUAUCUAUCUAUCUAUCUAUCUAAUCUAUCUGUUUCUAAUUUUCUUCGGCUUCAGAGCCGACAGUGUUGUCAUUUCCCACAUUUGGCAAUCUCUCUUUUUUAUCGAUUACGGUUAUGUUUCGUCAUCUGCUUUGAAUAG